This is a messenger RNA of Oikopleura dioica, 3432 nucleotides long. The record is from the annotation of a GenBank genome assembly. NCBI's taxonomy places the organism in Eukaryota, Metazoa, Chordata, Appendicularia, Copelata, Oikopleuridae.
AUGGGAAAAAAUGUUGGAAAAUAUCGGUUCUAUUGCGUUGUCAAGAAUUCGAACAGAGAUGAUCCGAAUAAAUUGUUUUGGGAAAUGGAUUGUGACGAUCAUUAUUGUGUGGUUUUGAAGGCUGUUAUUAACAAAAAACAGAGGGACAGUGAAUUCACGCUGAUGAAGAAAUUGAAGCACGAAAAUGUUGUUCGAGUUUACGAAGAAGUUCAGUUCGAUUACAAUAAUUUACGUUAUCAUGGAUUCACGAUGCAAUGGGGAAGUCAAGGAACAUUAGAAGAAUUGAUUCAAACUAAAGCGAGAACUCCGAACUCAUGGAAUCAAAAAGAAGCACUGAAACUCGUCUCCCAACUUGUUUAUGGUAUGGCUUAUGUUCACGAACAAGGAAUCAUUCACAGAGAUCUGAAGCCCAAAAAUAUUUUCAUGCGUGAAAAUUAUCUUCUCUUGAUCGGCGAUUUCGAUAUUGCAGCAAAAACUAUGGAAACCAAAAAGACCGUAAAAAGAGGAACUCCUCACUUCAUGACGCCUGAGUCUCAAGAACACCAAGAAGAAGAAAUCGUGAGUCAAAAAACUGAUGUUUGGGCUGUUGGAGUUAUUAUUUAUAUUAUCAGUUAUUUGAAGUAUCCCUUCGAUGAUCGGAAAGAGUAUGUUUUGCUUGAAAAAAUACGUGAAGCGCGCUAUGAGACGCCAGCUCGAAAUUUCCCAAAAUGCGAUUCUCUUAUCAGCCGUUGUCUUCAAAAGCUGCCAGAAAAUCGAAUUGAAAACUGUUUUCUUCUUGCAAAAGAACCUUCGAUCAGAAAUUUUAUUUGCCAACUUGAAGCAAAAAUUGCUCCGUGGGAUGUCGACUUCGAAAGCAGUUACGAAGAAUGCGUUCGAAAAGCAAAUAAAAAAAUCAAGGAAGAUUUUGAAAGAAUGUUAAGGCGCGCUUCUGACGAGCAAAAAGGAGAAGAAGCGCUGCAGAAUUUAAUUUACGAAAGUGAAUUUUCGCUGCCGUCGAAAAAUAUUCAGUUUUUGAAAAUUAUUGGGCUUGGUCAGUAUUUUGGCGCAGAUCAUGAAGAUGAGCGCACAUGUUUUUCUCUCGACCGAAGGUUCAAAAAAGAAAUCCUGAUUGACGCCCUCGAAAAUGGUCUCAAAUUCAUUAAUCUAAAAUUUCACUAUACUAAAAAUUUCGACGCUCAAGAGAUUCAAGAGAAUGUCCAUAAGAAGACCUUUGAAGUGACAAAUGAGUGGGAAGGGGGCUUUGAAGGGCGAAUUCAUGCUCAAGUUCCCUGGUCAGUCAAUACUACCAGCGGUUGGAGAAUAGAACUGACCUUUGUCGGCACGAAAUUGGCCGGUUUCGAUUGCUGGAAUGCGAAUAUAGAGAACCAGAAGAUCGACAUCAAAGAUAUCACCACCACUUUUACGCUGAAGAAUCUCGAGUGGAAUGGGGCGCUGAAAGGAGGGGAAUAUACUGAUAUCGGUUUUCAAGCGAAGUUUGAAGGGGAAGAUAAACCUCCAAAGGCGAUUUUGAAGUUUAACGAUGUGAUUGUUUUUAACGAAAUGGAUCCGAAUUUCUCCUACGACCCUGGAACCCCUCCACCGCCAGAGGAAAAUGAAGAAGGUGGGGAAGAAGGAGAAGAGGGAGAGGACAGCGUUGAUGGGGUUGAAACGGAUGGGGAGGAAGAUGAUGAGGAGGACGAAGAAGAGGAGGAUGAUCAACCAACUGGUAUGGUUCCAGGUUUACGAGAAGAGCUCGAAGACAAUAUCGUGGAAAACGAAGAAGAACUGGAGGAAUGCUUGGACGGCGGAAACUCCACCACAAAUGGAACAGAAACCACCUGCGGAGAAGUCGGUCCAACCCCCUUCCCCGACUCCAAGAUCAAAGAACUCAAGUACAACUACAAAGAAAUCCUCCAAAAGUCGAUCCUUUUCUACGAAGCCCAGCGCUCAGGAAAACUUCCGGAAAAGAACCGAAUUCCUUGGAGAAAAGACAGCUGCUUGUGGGAUGGAUUCGGGAAGGGAGUUAACGGGUCGGAUGUCGAUUUGACGGGAGGAUAUUACGAUGCUGGAGAUAACUUGAAAUUUGGCUUUCCGCUGAGUUUUUCGCUCUCGACUCUGGCUUGGGGAGCGCUGCACUACUGGGAUAGCUAUGUCGCGGCGGAGGAGAUGGACAACAUGCUCGACUUGUUGCUCUGGGGAAGUGCUUGGCUCGAGAAAGCGACUAUUCUUGACAACAAAGGCAUCGUGGAAGCAAUUUACGUCCUCGUCGGUGAUCCUGAGUUCGACCACGGAAUCUGGAACGGCCCGGAAAACAUCAGAAAAGAAAUGCCGAGGCCUGUUUACAAAGUCGACACUGAAAAAGCAGGAACUGACAUUGCUGCUGACUACGCCGCGGCUUUUGCUGCGAUGGGUCUUGUGUACAAAAAAGCAGAGGAAGAGGAACUAUUCAAGAACGAAGAUCGAAAUCGUACUUCUGGAACGACCGAGUUUCGAAAAAUGAUAAAAUAUGCAGAAGCACUCAUGAGCUACACCGAGAAGUCGAUGGUCUUUGGAACUGGAGAUAAAUAUUCAGAUUCGGUGCCUCAAGUGGGGACUUAUUACAAGUCCACUGAUUACAGGGAUGAAGUCAUUUGGGGUGGCAUUUGGCUUUACCGAGCGACAGGGAAGAUUAGCUACUAUGAAUUGGCGAAGAAACGGUAUUACAACUGGGGAAUGUUUUCUUCAAGCUUCGCAAAUCAGUUCAGUUGGGACAACAAAGUCCUCGGCUGCCAACUCCUCCUCGCUCAAGUCACCCGAGACGAUCUUCGCGAAAACUACAUCGAGCCUCUCCACACUUACUGUAAAAAACCUGAUAAGGGCGACGCCAAAUUCACCGAGAAGGGUCUCCUUUUUGUCAUGAAAUGGGCUCCGCUUCGUUAUGCGGCUAAUUCAGCGUUUCUCUGUCUUAUGGCGUCGGAGUACUCAAGCCGCCCGGAUAGCAUUUCUAAGCUCGCUGUUGACCAAGUAAACUACAUCCUCGGAGAGAACAAGUUCGGAGGCAGCUUUGUCGUUGGAUACGGAAAGAAGUACCCGACGAGGCCGCAUCACAGAGCUUCUUCUUGUCCUGGCCCGGGAAAACCCUGUGGAGAUAAUUAUUUGAACAGAAAUGAUGCUAACCCAAACUUGUUGCUCGGAGCGCUAGUGGGCGGGCCGGACUCAGAAGACAACUUCAAGGACGACCGAAAAGACUAUAUCCAAAAUGAAGUGGCACUAGAUUACAACGCUGCUUUCCAAGGCCUCAUGGCUGGCAUGUUACAUAAAGAGCUGAUAAAGAAACCAAUCGAUGUCUAUUCCAAUAUCAAAAAACCCAUGAGCGUUCCUCUGUCGAAAAACACAUCCUCGUCGUCGAAAAGUAGUUUCCAUUUCAUUAUUUCUUCAAGUUCAAUUUUGCUUAUUCUUUUUAUGAUGAUGUAA